AUUCUCUGGAACAAUCGACCGUUUUAUUUCCCCCGUAAACUUGCUUUUUCUGACAGAUCCACAAACCCUAGCUCUGGUAUCUCCUUCGAGUUCUUCAGCAUCUUCAAACAUCAAUGGCGCCUGCAAACUAACCUUCCUAGAUUCAAAAUUUCUUCUCAUUUUCAUUCGAAGAUAUACAGUCUUUGUUGCACCCUCUCCUUAAUCAGGGAUUAUGGAUGAAGAUUGUACAAGGAGUUCACUGAACCAAGGAGUGGAAAAUCUCUUGGCUCCCCCAGGUUUCACUUCUCGAAGAUCCUUCAGGCUGAGGAGGGUGGAACUAAAUGAGAAUGAUGGUUCCAUUCAAACAAAGAAAACAAAAAUAGAUACUUUGUCCAGGAAGAUUGCCAUUGAUUUGGUGGAGGCGGCUUGUAGACAGAGACCAUGGGUACUAUUUAACCAAAACACGGAGGAUUCCUUGGAGUUUGAAUCUAUGCAGCAUGACGUGGAUCCCCCUCCACAGUCUGACCUUCCAAAAGGGGUAGCACAUGGAUGUCCGGAAUGCAGUAACUGUCUGAAGGUCACUGCAAGGUGGCAUCCUGAGGAUGCAAGAACAAAUAUUCUUGACGAGGCUCCUGUUUUUUAUCCAUCAGAGGAGGAAUUUUCAGAUACACUUAGCUUUAUUGAAAGAAUUCGUUCAAGGGCAGAGUCAAGUGGAAUCUGUCGCAUAGUUCCUCCUCCAUCUUGGCUGCCUCCAUGUCUUUUGAAGGAAACAGAAAUUUGGGAAGAUUCUCCUUUCUUAGCCCAAUGUCAGCGGAUUGACGGGAUUCAGAAGGAUUAUGCUUGUGGUCGACUUGCUAAACAUAGUGAAAACAUCACGAAGAAGAGGAGAAGGUUGGAGUAUGAAUGCGGUAAUAGAUGUUUGAAGGAUUCGGAUGAAAGUUGUGGUAGUGAUAAGAAGGGCCCAUACUCAGAACUUGGUCAAGAGUUCACUCUCAAAGCGUUUAAAAGCUAUGCAGAUGACUUUAAAUCCCAAUAUUUCAGCAGUGGAAAUAAGGUCACAAAUACAGAGACAAAAUCAUCCAUGCUUCAAGAGCAGUGGGAACCAUUGGUGGAUCAAAUAGAGGGUGAAUAUAGACACAUUGUUGAGAAUCCAACUGAACAAAUUGAGGUGCUAUAUGGUGAUAGUUUGGGUAGCCCUUCACUUGGCAGUGGAUUUCCAUCAUCACCAUCCAGUCCUAUUGAACCAGGUCAUGUUGAUCACAUGGACUCUGGAUGGAACUUAAAUAAUUUACCUAGACUACCCGGUUCACUUCUUUCUUUUGAUAGCUUCAAGACAUGUUCUAUUUUAUCGUCUCGAGUUCACGUGGGAAUGUGCUUUUCUACAGCUUGUUGGCGAGUUGAAGAACACCACUUACCUUUGUUAUGUUACUUGCACUUGGGAGCUCCUAAAAUAUGGUAUGGCAUUCCAGGAAGAUACAUUGAUAAAUUUGAGGUAGCCAUGAAGAGCCUUCCAGAAACUUUCGUGGAACAGAAAAGAUCCCAUAGAGGAAUGGUCAGUCAACCAUCAAUUGCCACAUUGAAGAGAGAAGGCAUACCAAUUUAUCGUUGCAUUCAAAAUCCAGGAGAGUUUGUUCUUGUCCUUCCAGGAACAUGUCAUUCGGGAUUUAACUGUGGCUUUAGUGUUACUGAGGAAGCGAAUUUCGCCCCUCUCGACUGGUUGCCUUACGGUUAUAAUGCUAUGGAGCUCUACUCUGUAGAGAGAAGAAAGACACUUGUAUCCUUUGAUAGGCUAUUGCUUGGAGCAGUCAUUGAAACUGUGAAAGCGCAAUGGGAACUCUCAUUAUGCAGGAAGGAUACCAGUGAUAAUUUGCGAUGGAAAAAUGCCUGUGGAAAGAAUGGGAUAUUAGCCCAGACAUUCAAGUCUCGUAUCACAAGUGAAGGUCUCAGGAGGGAGUAUCUCACUACAGCUUCACAGGUGCGGGAAGUAACCGAAAUUUUUGAUGCUGUCAGGAAGCGCGAAUGCAGCAUUUGUCUUUACGAUUUACACUUGUCUGCAGCUGGUUGUUCAUGUUCUGCAGAUAGGUACUCUUGUUUGAAUCAUGCUAAGCAACUCUGUUCUUGUGCUUGGGGUGACAAAUUCUUCGUCGUUCGGUACAAAAUGGGCAGCUUAAAUCUUCUUCUUGAAGCCUUGGAAGGAAAAUUAAGUGCAGUCUACAAAUGGGCCAAAGAGAAUCUUGGACUGGCUGUGCAUUCAUAUAAGAAUAGUUCAGUGCAAUCUCACCCUCCAGAUAGCCCACAGUCUUCGAAAAGCCAUCAAUCCGAAGAUGCAGAAACCCCAAAUGCUGUUAAUAACUCCAUUCUCAGGAUUAAGGCAGAGAUAAAGGCACGUCUUCUCCAAUCAAAAACCUUGAAGCAUAUGAAAGAAACUGAAAAUGUGAUAGAACCCAAAGAUGCUGUUAAAGACAAUGGCAUUCUCACAAAUUCCUAUUCUAGUACAGCUGAAAAAACUGCUUCCAAGCUACAGCCAAUGAGUUCGAAUGAGCUCGAAGGAAAGGAGGAUAGAUCAACUCCAGCAGUAGUUUUAAAUGAAAGAAAAGAUGGUUUAAUGUUUUCACUGAAUUUGGAGUCUUCUGAAAUCUUAUCUGAGAGCUCGACCUCGAGCUUCUCAGAAUCCGAUGAUUACUGAUCAGAUUCUGACUUUUAGAUGACUGAAAAAGGGCUUAUUUCAUUUCAGCUUCGAAUUUUUUAGAAGUCAAUACUUCCAAAGUAGAUAGCCGAGGAAGAUUGUAGAACUCCACUCGAGGGAAAUUGGCUGGUUCAGAGAAGUUGGUGUCAUAGGAUCUCUUAUCCUUCUGAAUGGCAAUGAGUUGAAGUCAGGGCAACAAUGAAGGUGCGUACUCGGCAUAGAUCGUAGAAGAGUUAAGAGACCAAAAGAAAAUACAAAUUUUUUGCUCGUCACAUUUUAGUCAAUGAGCAUUCAUUAGCUGCCCAAAAAAUGUAACAUUUCAUUUUUAAUUGCGAGCAUUUAAAAAGAAUCGUGAUUCCUAUGCUGAUGAAUGUUGCUGAGGAUUGAAAAAAGUGGAUAUUGUACUUGGAAAUGAUGUCAUAAUGGAAUUCUCAAGGCAUCUCUAUCGGCCAUUCAUUCGAAACUAUGCUA
Molecule: messenger RNA, 3136 nt
Organism: Cucurbita maxima (winter squash)
Lineage: Eukaryota; Viridiplantae; Streptophyta; Magnoliopsida; Cucurbitales; Cucurbitaceae
Product: putative lysine-specific demethylase JMJ16
Exons: 9
Coding region: 212-2665 (817 amino acids)
Biological process (GO): chromatin remodeling
Cellular component (GO): nucleus
Molecular function (GO): histone H3K4me/H3K4me2/H3K4me3 demethylase activity
Source: RefSeq, a predicted model, not a curated record